This is a messenger RNA of Talaromyces proteolyticus, 1941 nucleotides long. RefSeq lists its product as uncharacterized. The transcript is spliced from 2 exons. NCBI's taxonomy places the organism in Eukaryota, Fungi, Ascomycota, Eurotiomycetes, Eurotiales, Trichocomaceae. The coding region runs from base 1 to 1941 and encodes 646 amino acids. The record is from RefSeq and is a predicted model, not a curated record.
AUGUCUGCAAACCCCAAAAAACCAGCCGGCAACAAUGGCGCCACGGGGCCCAGCAAAUCAACUGCUGAACGGCCAGUCAUCGACACCCGCGCGGCAGCCAAAUCUCCUAACGGCCUUCAUCGAACCCCUUCAGGGCGUGCGUCCCCUGUUUCCGCCCGUGCUGCCGCUCGCAAGCCAGGGAGGUCAAAUCUGAGCGUUUCCAGUGUACCCAAGAUGGCGAAUACCGAUACCUCCGACGACGAGGCACGGGCCCAAAAUGCCGCCCUUAUAGAUGAUCUGAAGGAACAAUUACAAAAGGCAGAGACAGCCUCGGAACAGUAUCGGAAACAACUCGGUGUAUUACAAAUGCGGUUAGAUGAGGCGGUUGCUGAGCAAGCAAAGCUUGAAGACCAGGCGCACGAGAAAGAGAGUAAGAUUGAAACCUUGACCACGGAGAUCCGUGACCAUGCACGCCAGCUGCGUGAUCUAGAACAAGCGCACGACCAGGACAGAACCGCAAUGCUGCAAGAUAAAGAACAACAAGCAAGCAGGGUAGAGGAACUACAGGGUACGAUUCAGCGACUGAAGGAAACAAUUGCGCAGAAGGAUAUCAGGGUCAACACUGACAGUGAUAAGGAUAUUUCGAGAUCAUCCAGCUUUCGCAAUCGUCCUUCUCCAGACAAUGUUGAUAAUGGGCAAUUUGCCCCUUCGUCGCAACUCGAGCGUAGCCCUUCCAGAAAUAACGCUAAACUUUUGCUGCAAAAAGACAAAGUCAUCGAGUCGUUGAGACUGGAGCUCGCAGAGUCUCAAAUCAAGCUAGUUGAAAUGGAGAACAGGGGCGGUGGUCGACAGCAGGAGCUGGAACGAGAGCUCUUGGAGGCAAGAAUGGCCAACGCUCGCCUUAUGGAGGACAAUGAAAGCUACCAGCUUCUACUUAGCGAGAAAACUCUGAAUGGCGAUUUUACAAAGGGCGAUUUCCUGCAUGACCACCCCCCCGCGGCAUCCCAAACUCUGAGCGGCUCACUCGCAGAUGAGCUUGAGUCAGUAGGCGAGGGAAACCAAUCAGAUACACGUAAACUAGAGGGGGAAGUCAAGGCUCUCAAGGAUCAAAACAAAGCCCUUACUCUAUAUAUCGAGCGAAUUAUUGGACGACUCUUGCAGCACGAAGGUUUUGAGAAAAUUUUGGAUAAGAACGACACCCCUCUAUCAGACUCAGCCGGCGGACCUAAGAUCGACAAAGAUUUGCCGCCUCCACCACCGGAGAAAGAUACGCCUUCGCUUCUUGACCGUGCCAGGUCUGUGGUGACUGGCCAAGCCAAUCGGCCACAUCCAAAGCCUCGGCCGAUGAGUGUCAUGCCACCACCGACCUCAGCUCCAUCUGCGCAUGAAAAUCCGAAUACAGCCCCGAGUAUCCCUCUUGGACGCUCCCAAUCAGUCCGUACUGGGCAUCGAAGGUCUCGUUCUGAUCAAAUGGGCGACGGCGUUGCGGCGGCUGCAGUCGUUGGACAAAUGUACAGCGGCCUUUCGGGAGCACGUAGUCCAUCUGGCGGGCCUUUGAGCCCAACUACUAUGGGACCAGGAUCUCGACACAGUGGAUUCUUCGGCUCUAACUACAUUUCUAGUGGAACCGGACGUACUCCUUCUCAAGGCAGUCAGCCGGACCGCAAGAGAUUAAGCAGCUCUGACAGCAUGUCCAGCGAUGCCAACGCCGAGGUCAACUCUCUGGGAGCUACAUCUACCCCUCCCAGCCGAUCUAGCAGCAGCAUGAACAACUAUACUGGCGCUGUCAUGACGCAAAACAGACUACGACCUUUGCGACUUGUUCGCGAAAAUCAGGAACUAGAAAAUGGGUCCUCCCAAGACGACGAGGCAGCGAACAAGCGAGCAAACAGAGCUAGUUGGAUAUCGUGGUUCAACCGUCCACCUCCCACGUCAGCUCCAGAGGAGAAUCCCAAGCCAUGA